Molecule: messenger RNA, 1738 nt
Organism: Vigna umbellata (rice bean)
Lineage: Eukaryota; Viridiplantae; Streptophyta; Magnoliopsida; Fabales; Fabaceae
Product: Ribonuclease III family protein
Biological process (GO): regulation of gene expression; RNA processing
Cellular component (GO): nucleus
Molecular function (GO): ribonuclease III activity; double-stranded RNA binding
Source: RefSeq, a predicted model, not a curated record
UGCUAUCUAAACAAAAUUGAAAUCUGAGAUAUCCAAGAAAGCAUCCGGCUAAACGAAGGGUGUGGGACGCGACGCUGCUGCUUCACCUUAUCCAACACUGUAAGACUCCAUCCCAACCCCUAAACCCUCUCAUCUAUGGUGCCAAAGGUUGUACACAAACCCAGAAAUUAACCACCUUAAUGUUCGCAACCCACCUUUUCCAAACAACAUUUCCCACCACAGUCACUCUCCGAUAAUGGAACUUUCUUCUUCUUUUUUACUCUCCCCAAAACCAUGCAAUUACUCUUUCUCCUCCUCCCUCUCUCCAUUCCCGAUUCACCUUUUCAUCAGAAACUCCAAAUCCCGAAACUCCCCUUUCCGAAUUCUGGCGGUGGCCGUAGAGCCACAACAGGGCUCCCCCGAGAGCAGUCCCCAGCGACUUCUCAAGGAGCUCGCGGCACGAAAGAAAGCAACUUCCACAAAGAAGGGACCCCCAAGAAGGUUCAUUCUAAGGCCUCCAAUAGACGAUAACAAAUUAGCUGAAAGGUUUCUCAACAGCCCGCAACUCUCUCUCAAGUCGUUCCCUUUGUUGAGUUCGUGCUUGCCCUCGUCGCGGCUCAACAAUGCAGAUAGGUUGUGGAUUGACGAGUACUUGCUCGAAGCGAAGCAGGCUCUGGGGUACACUCUCGAGCCCUCGGAAACGCUCGGGGACGAUAACCCCGCGAAACAGUUCGACACGUUGCUGUACUUGGCGUUUCAGCACCCUUCAUGUGAGAGAACGAAGGCGCGGCACGUGCGGUCGGGGCAUUCGAGGUUGUCUUUUCUGGGACAGUACGUGCUUGAGUUGGCGCUGGCUGAGUUUUUCUUGCAGAGGUAUCCGAGGGAGUCGCCGGGUCCAAUGAGGGAGAGAGUGUUUGGGUUGAUAGGGAAGAGAAACUUGGAUCAGUGGAUUAAAGCCGCUAGCUUGCAGAAUUUGAUAUUUACGUAUGAUGACAUGGAUAAGAUAAGGAAGAGGGAAAGGGACGGUCCUGUGAAGUCAGUAUUUUGGGCUUUGUUUGGGGCUAUCUAUCUUUGUUUUGGUAUGCCAGAAGUGUAUCGUGUUCUUUUUGAAGUCUUUGGAAUGGAUCCAGAUGCUGAGGACUGCCAGCCCAAAUUGCGGAGACAACUUGCAGAUGUGGAUUAUGUAUCUGCUGAGUUUGAAAGCAAGCUAAGCUGGCAAGACAUCGUUGCAUAUAAGCCUCCUGCAGAUGCUCUGUUUGAACAUCCAAGGCUAUUUAGAGCUUGUGUUCCCCCUGGGAUGCAUCGUUUUAGGGGCAAUAUAUGGGAUUAUGAUACCAGACCCCAUGUUAUGAAAGUACUUGGAUAUCCAUUAGAAGUAACAGACAGAAUCCCAGAAAUUACUGAAGCCAGGAACAUAGAGCUUGGACUUGGCUUGCAGCUAUGCUACAUGCAUCCAUCGAAGUACAAGUUUGAGCAUCCUCGAUUUUGCUACGAGAGAUUAGAAUACAUUGGCCAAAAGAUACAGGAUUUGGUGAUGGCUGAAAGAUUAUUGACGAAGCAUUUAGAUGCUCCGGGGUUGUGGCUGCAACAGAGGCACCGUGGCCUUCUUAUGAAUAAGUAUUGUGGAAGAUAUUUGAGAAACAAACUUCUCCACCGGUAUAUUAUAUAUGAUGAAAAGAUUCAAGACACUUAUGAGAAUAACCGGAGAAAAAGAAACCCAGCCACAACUGCUGUUCAACAAGCUCUUCAUGGGNAAUAA